CGAUAUGUACAGUAUAAAAUUUGUAAGUUUUAAUAGAUUUUGAGAGAAAAGUUUCCAGAAUCGCUUUUAUUAUAAACAGAUGAUAAAUAUAAGAGCGGGGUAAUUUUGAAACGUAGACUAACAAAACAAAUGGAUCAUCUUGGAAAUGCUGUAUUCCAAGCAGCUUCAGCAGCCGCAGCGGCUGCGGCAGCUUUACAAAAUAAACCCGAUGACUUUGUAAUGCCCGAAUUAUACGAUGCCAACCAAUGGGCAAUGGAAGAAGGCGGCUUUAUAGAUAGUGACAUUCAACGCAAUGUUCGGUCCAAUGAAGACACGGGCGAAUAUCCGCGCUUCGGUUGGGUGGAUAUCACAAAAGAGUUUUUUGAUUCGUGUUCAGAGCUAAAUUUAGGAGAAUUAGCCCAAGAUAUGCUUUUUGGUUUAUUCGAAGCAAUGUCUGCUAUUGAAAUGAUGGAUCCCAAAAUGGACGUAGGAAUGGGAUACAAUAAACAUGACGCACCUCCUCAUACUUUUGAAUCGGCCGUGGAGUCGGGUGCUUUGAAACUUGACAAUUUCACCAACGAGGAACUUAUCGGCACAUUUGAUGCACUGUUUGCUUGUCUUGUAUCGUGGUUGGAAGGAAAUUCAAUGGAUCAGGUUUUGUUUACUUGCCUUUAUUUACACCAGCCAAGUGGUAUCAAGGAUAAAGCACUUCGCUAUUUUUGUCACGCUAUAAGAAUUCUUAUCGUCAUUAUAAAGAACAUAAUUAUUAUCAGCAGUGUAAAUGAAGAAGAAGACUUCCAACUCUAUGGUAAUUCGUCUUUAUUGGCUGUUGAAGAUUGCCAACCGACGGCAGUAGCAACUCAGUUGAAAGAAGCAGAAGAUGAUUUAGUGCGUCUAAGCAAAACAGAACAGCAACCGGAGUACACUAUGGCCGUUGUGCAUCGUCUGCGUUUUAUGCGUCACUUUUAUCAAUCAAUUUUCCUAUUCGAUUUUGUCAUGGGAACUGCCCCUCAAGAGUCCAAUAUGAACGAAAUUUACAAAAACCUGAACGCAUCACUCGAAUUAAUACCACAAAUUAAACGCACUAUUGAAAAGGGUAUUCAACCAAUCCCCAACUCUGAUUCUCCAAAUCCCAUUGGAUUUUCCCCUCGAAUUCAUGACCGCAGUCAACCCCCUACUUUCCCCCGGAAUGUAAAGAUCCGUGAUCGCCUCUCCAGUUUACAGUUUCUGGAAGAUUUAGUACAUCGAUUGAAGUAUGCUUGUAAAAUAAUACGAAUGCGCGAUUACUACUCAGCUUUGAAUUUCUUUAUUGAGUUUAGCAAGAAGUCCGGGCAAUGUGUGCUUUCACGUAGUGUGCUUCAGGGUUUGUUUAUAUCCAACCGUCGCCUUGUUUUUGGUACAAUUCCAAUCAAGGAUUUUCUAUGGGACUCAGUUCGUGCUUUUAAUUCUCCGCCUGUACUAAAUCCAAAGCAUCCCCUGGCAUCCGAUCAGAAGAUACAAAUGUAUUUAGAUACUUUCUUCCGGUACUGUAUUAGUCUAAAUACAUUCACACAAUUCAUUCGUAUUUGCGGCUUCAAUCGAGCUCGCCAACGUGAUAAGUUGGCUCGAUUUAUUGAUGGUUUUGAUACUAUUCAAGUCGAGGCAGCCCGCUUAGACUCUCAUUUGACAAUUUUAGCAAACGAAAAGGCGUCGGAAGGAAAUGAAGCGCACGCUACGGCUCUAAAACAUAGCUGCCAGUUUGCAACAUGGGUCUUGUACAACAGUUUUCGUGCAAUGAUGCUCUAUUUGAUGUCGGGCUUUGAAUUAGAGCUGUAUUCGGUACAUGAGUUCCUGUAUAUUUAUUGGUAUCCAUAUGAAUUGUUAAUAGGGUUCAUUGUAUCUGCUUUAACCCGCACUGAAAAUAAUCUUCUUGUACAGGAAGAAUAUGCCGAACAUCAAAGUAGACUACAUGGGAGCAGCAAUUCAAAGAAUCGUAAGCCUAAGCCCAAAAAGAACAAGAAACAGCAAAAACCCUAUAGACAAGAGAUCGUUUAUUAUCAUGCUAUGUUAAGCAUGUGUGGUGGGUAUUAUAAAGCCAUGGGAGCAUUAACAAAGGACGGUCGAAUUCGUCAACCAAUGCCAAAGUUUGAUAAUGAAGAAAUACGUUUCAACAGAAGGUUUGCACCUUUUGCUACUUUAACUAGCCCACCCCCUGUUUCUUACGCCGAAUUUAAGAGUAUAAGAGAACAUAUGAUGCGACCGCCAUCGUCGGAAAUUUAUGCGAUCGCCGCUAAACAUUUUGAUCAAACACGAAUCGUUUUGGAAUCCAUACAAAACCCAGACCAAGAGAUUUUGGAUAUGCUUCAUAUCGCCAAAGUAAAUUCUGUUGUCAUGAAUGUUUUAGCAAAAGGUCAUCAGAAAGACUCGAAAACACAACCUGAUUUUGACUUUUCAAAACACCGCCAUUUUCCCAUUAUUAAGUUAAAUUAACAAAAUCUGUAAGUUGCUAAAAACGCCUGAUGAUGAAGGGCAUAAUUUAAUAAAAAAAAACUGUAUGUCAAGAAAUAAAUUAGUUCAGAACAUUAUAA
Bactrocera tryoni is the source of this 2546-nucleotide messenger RNA. RefSeq names its product N-alpha-acetyltransferase 35, NatC auxiliary subunit homolog (gene Naa35). NCBI's taxonomy places the organism in Eukaryota, Metazoa, Arthropoda, Insecta, Diptera, Tephritidae. Gene Ontology annotation, biological process: N-terminal peptidyl-methionine acetylation. The coding region runs from base 130 to 2448 and encodes 772 amino acids. Gene Ontology annotation, cellular component: NatC complex. The transcript is spliced from 7 exons. The record is from RefSeq and is a predicted model, not a curated record.